CGGGGCUGCGCGCAGGCUCCUGGGAGGCCCCGGGCACUCGCGGGCCUUUUCUACCGCUCGCGGCCGCUGCGGCGCGCUGCUCUUGCUGACCCAGGGGUAGGAGGAGGUGCUGGACAGCCGCCGCCGCCCGGACGCACUGUGUUGGAGACUAUGUUUCCAUGACUCAAAGGAGAAGGGUCGGUGGGGAGAAUGUCAGCCCUCAACUGGAAGCCCUUUGUGUAUGGAGGGCUGGCCUCCAUCACAGCAGAAUGCGGUACAUUUCCAAUUGACUUAACCAAGACACGACUCCAGAUUCAAGGCCAGACAAAUGACUCCAAAUUCAGAGAAAUUCGGUACCGAGGAAUGCUGCAUGCAUUAGUGCGGAUAUGCAGAGAGGAAGGGCUGAGGGCGUUGUAUUCAGGGAUCGCCCCAGCUAUGCUGCGCCAGGCUUCCUAUGGCACCAUCAAGAUCGGCACCUACCAGAGCCUGAAGCGAUUAUUUGUGGAGCGGCUUGAAGAUGAAACCCUACUGAUAAAUGUGGUGUGUGGAAUUCUCUCUGGAGUCAUCUCCUCAACCAUUGCUAAUCCAACUGAUGUUUUGAAAAUAAGGAUGCAGGCACAGAGCAGCACCAUUCAAGGUGGAAUGAUUGGCAACUUCAUCAACAUUUACCAGCAAGAGGGAACAAGAGGAUUGUGGAAGGGUGUGUCCCUGACUGCUCAGAGGGCUGCUAUUGUCGUUGGUGUGGAGCUCCCUGUCUAUGAUCUCACCAAGAAGCACCUCAUUCUCUCGGGUCUGAUGGGAGAUACCGUGUAUACCCAUUUCCUCUCAAGCUUCACCUGUGGCCUCGCUGGGGCCCUGGCCUCCAACCCUGUUGAUGUUGUGAGAACACGCAUGAUGAAUCAGAGAGUCCUUCGGGAUGGCAGAGGCUCUGGCUACACAGGGACCCUGGAUUGCCUGUUACAGACAUGGAAGAAUGAAGGGUUUUUUGCUUUGUACAAAGGGUUUUGGCCGAAUUGGUUGAGACUUGGUCCUUGGAAUAUCAUCUUCUUUGUGACAUACGAGCAGUUGAAGAAACUGGAUUUGUGACAAGUCCAGGCGGCAGUGAGCUAACCCUCUGCAAAAUGCUCCCUUUCGGCCCAGCGACACUCCCUGCGUUUCACAUGUUUCUCACUGCUUGGCUGGUCAGACUCCAGAGGUGUGAGCCACAAAGGGAGACGGGGUUAGUGCCAAUGGCUGUGUGCAAGUUGGGGGCCUGGCAGCAUCACCCUCACAUCCAGGCUCGAGUCCUGACCGUUCAAGUGCCCUUCAGCAUCAGAGAUUGCAUGUGAAGUGCAUGCUUCCUUCUUACUGAAGAAAACUUGCCCGAAGCUGAGCUUCACUGACUCCCGAGGAGAGCAACGCCUCACCCACCUCAGAGUGUCACCGGGAAUCCAGACUGUCUGGAAGACUGUUUGGGAACAGGGUUGACCGGAGUAAACCGGGAGUUAAGUGUUCUGUCACUGGCAGGGACCUUGGCUUCUUGUCAGCUGACUAGAUCCUAACAUUUUCAUCUGUUAGGAGAGGGAUCCCUGAAACCUUGCACUGCUUCAUAGUUUCCUAGUGGGGCAGGAUCUGAGAAACCAUUUCCCAGUUUUUAAUUUGGGAUACAGUUGUUAAAAUAGUUCUUACCUCGGACUUCCUAAUUCGUGAAGAUGGAAAAUGUUUGCUUAUUUGUACAAACCAUUUUUUCAGUAGAUCUGUUUCAUCCAGUUUCUUUUUUUUUGGGGGGAUCACACCUAGAAAUAUGCUCAAGGGUUACUCCUGGCUCUACACUUAGAAAUUACUGGCAGGGGCCGGAGUGAUAGCACAGCGGGUAGGGCGUUUGCCUUGCACGCGGCCGACCUGGGUUCGAUCCCUGGCAUCCCAUAUGGUCCCCCAAGCACUGCCAGGAGUAAUUCCUGAGUGCAAAGCCAGGAGUAACUCCUGAGCAUCGCUGGGUGUGACCCAAAAAGCAAAAAAGAAAAAAAGAAAUUACUGGCAGUGUUUGGGGCAACCAUAUGGGAAACUGGGGAUUGGAAACGUGCAAGGAAAAGGCUCUACCCUCUGUACUAUCCCUCUGGCCCCAGUUCCUGGUAAGAGGAAUGUAACAUCUUCCCUGUCCUGGAGACGAGUCAUUUUCCUUCUUUCUUGUGUUUUCUUACUCUUCAAAAUUAAAAAAUACCAGAAUUCCUAGUAGUUUCAAUUCUAGAAGAUUGCCCUUCUCCCCCACAAUGGGAUAUGUUAACUUGGGUACCUUCUAUUCUAUCCUUAGAGCAGCAUGAAAUACCUACUGAUUGGGUCUCCAGGGAAGUUGCCUCUGCAGGUUUUUUGUUUUGUUUCUGUGCCACAACUGGUAGUGCACAGGGCUUAUUCCUGGCUUUGCACUCAGGGAUCAAACCUGGGGGACUCCGGGGACCGUAUGAGGUGCCAGGAAUCGAACCAGGUCUGCCACAUGCCUGCCUGCUGUACCAUCGCUCUGGCUUCACCUCUGCAAUUUCAAGUGGGUAAAUUCCUGAUUUGGGGGCAGGAAAUAAUAGUCUUAAGGGUUAAGGCACUUGCCUUGCCAGCUCUGUUCAAUCUCUGUCACCAUGAUAUUCUCAAGCAGCACCAGGGAUUACUCCUGAACAUAGAUCCAGGAAUAGUUCCUGAGCAGUCAGGUCAGGCCCCAAACUGGCCCACACUCCCAGUGCCCUCCCCUGCCAACCUCCCCAUGUAUAUAUAUAUGUGUGUACAUACACACACACACACACACACACGCGCGCGCUACUUUAGCUCUUACAGUUACUUUUCUCUGAAGCCGAGUGGAAGGAAUGUAAGUGUUUUAGAGGGGUGUUUACUUCCCAGUUAUUUCCACCUUGUCUUCUUUAAGGUUUACUUUGAAAAAGAUUUUGAAACAGAAUGUUAUUUUCAGAAGAUAAGAUGAUGGGCUGGGGAGAUAGAUCAGUGCAAGCCUGAGUGCUUGUGACCCCGAGUUUGAUCCCUGGCACCGCAUAGCUCCCCCAGACACCUAGCGCAGGUAGCCCUGGUGGCCCACAUCACUGCCAGGCCUAAUUGGCGCAUCAUGGCUGCAUCUAAGUGUUGCCAGGAGUGGCCCUGAGUCCCCAGGCAAUGCUGAGAAGUGCCCCAAAGCAAAUCAAGCCAGAUAAUAAAAUGAGAAAGGAAGAUGGCAGCAGGGCAGGGUGACAGGUGGCUGUGAGUUGUUCCCCUGGCUAGGGUGGAAGUCCAGACCCCCCCUACGCCCACUCCAGAUGUGAAGCUGAGAGCUAAGCUAAACCAGAUCCUUGGAGAAGAAUUGUGUUUCUUCUUACCAUAACAUUCCAUUGAUGCGAUAAGAACUGUGUGUUGAAAGGUUUUCACUUCUGUUUCUUGAGUUAACACAGUCUUUUUUUGGUUUUUAAUCUAGAAAAUAAUUCAUGUUAAAAUAUACUCAUCUCUUUUAAAACGGUAGAAGUAAGUUCACUUUGAGAAGUAGUGAAUGUCACAAUAUGCAUCAUAUCAAUUUGCUAAAGUUUUGUACACGUUCAUACCAGGAUGAAAAGAAACCUCAAACUCCACUGAAAAACACAAGUCUGUUUUCGGGCCAUGGGGCUUGCUCAGAGGACUAGAGUUCAGGCAUUGCAUGUAGGAGAUCUGGGUGUUUCAUCCCCAGUACUGCAGGACUGCAGGACUUAGGAGGUCCCCAGCAUUUUGGUAUACAGCCCUGGGGGCCCUAGCACUGCAGGUGUAGCCCGGAAGUGCUCCCCAUAAUAGCAGGGAGUGGCCCUGAGGGCCCCUCACUGCUCUGGAGGUGCCCAGCACUGUAGGAUGUGGCCCUGGGGGGUUCCAUCACUGCUGGGUGUGGCCCUGGAGGCCCUUGGCACUGGGGUGUGGCCCUGGGGGCCCCAUCACUGCUGGGUGUGGCCCUGGAGGCCCCUGGCACUGGGGUGUGGCCCUGGGGGCCCCAUCACUGCUGGGUGUGGCCCUGGAGGCCCCUGGCACCAUGGGGUAUAGCCCUGUGGGCCCCAUCAUUGCUGAGUGUGGCCUUGGAGGCUCCUGGAACUAGGGUGUGGCCCUGGGGGCCCCAUCAUUGCUGGGUGUGGCCCUGGAGGCCCCUGGCACCAUGAGGUAUAGGCCUGUGGGCCCCAUCAUUUCUGGGUGUGGCCUUGGAGGCCCCUGGCACUGGGGUGUGGCCCUGGGGGCCCCAUCACUGCUGGGUGUGGCCCUGGAGGCCCCUGGCACCAUGAGGUAUAGGCCUGGGAGCCCCAUCACUGCUGUGUGUGGCCCUGGAGGCCCCUGGCACCAUGGGGUAUAGCCCUGGGGGCCCCAUCAUUGCUGCAUGUGGCCCUGGAGGCCCCCGGCACUGUGGGGUGUGGCCCUAGAGGUCCCUGGCACCCUGAAGUGCAGCUGUGGGGGCCCCAUCACUUCUGGGUGUAACCCUCGGGGCCCCAUUACUUUUGGGCAUAACCCUAGGACCCCCAUCACUUCUGGGUGUAACCCUGGGGCCCUCAUACUGCUGGGUGUAAUCCUGGGGCCCCCGUCACUGCUGGGUGUAAACCCUAAGGGCCCCCAUCACUGUUGGGUGUGACCCUGAGGACCCCUAUCACUGCUGGGUGUGGCCCUGGAGGCCCCCAGCACUGUGGGGUGUGGCCCCAGCACCACUAUGCCCUAGUGGCAACAAAUCCUUGGAUCCAAGCAUUCAGCCACUGACCAUUUGGUUGAGUAGCACCAGGAAGCCUACUGGUUUUCUGAGCAUUGCUUGGGAGACCUUCACCUGCCUGUCCCCUCCCCCAAACAAACAGAAAAAAGGUGUUUUAAAGACAACUAGACAAUUUCUUCUACGUAAAGUUUUCCUCUGUUUGUUUUAGGGCCACACCCAACAAUGCUCAGAAGUAAUUCCUGGCUUUGCACUCAGGAAUUACUCCUGGCAGUGCUCUUGGGACCCUAUGGGAUGCCUGGUUUUGAACCAGGAUUGGCUGUGUGCAGGACAAUCCCGUUACCUGAGCUCUGGCUGCUCUUCUACGUUGAUUUAAUAAACACUUGGAUAACAGAGUUUCACUCUGUGUAGGUUCUUUUGUUCCUUGAAAGAGUUGAUGUGAUUAUUGAAGCUCUAACGAAGAAGUAAUGCAAUGAGUGGGGAGACCUGGUUCCCCUGCUUUUGGAUGGUGUCUCCACAUCCUUCCAUCCCCUUGCAGUAUAAAGCAUAGCAAAAGGGCUUUUAGUUUUUAUAACCACAUGAGGAAAAUGGAUUUCUCAUUUACUGGUGGAUUUACAGUCAUUUAUGCUGAAUUUUGCUGAUCUGUGAUAUAAAUAAUAUCCCUAUUUUCCAUAUUAAUUCAUGUGCUAGAAAUAUUAUAUAGUCUGUAAAAACAAUAAAUUUUCCAUAAGCCUUUA
Molecule: messenger RNA, 5367 nt
Organism: Sorex araneus (European shrew)
Lineage: Eukaryota; Metazoa; Chordata; Mammalia; Eulipotyphla; Soricidae
Gene: SLC25A30
Product: solute carrier family 25 member 30
Exons: 10
Coding region: 190-1065 (291 amino acids)
Biological process (GO): mitochondrial transport
Cellular component (GO): mitochondrial membrane
Source: RefSeq, a predicted model, not a curated record